UCCCUCUCUCUUUCGUUUUCUCUCCUCGAUCUUUCAUUCUUGAUUCUUCCUUCUCUACUUUUAGAUUUUCCCCGGCAAAAUUUCUCCUGUUUUCCCUGCGUCCAAUCACUUCUCUUCGCUCUCAGUUGCUUCUCGAGCUCCUUUGUUCCACCGCUGAAAAUAGAGUCGUUGCAGAGAGAGCUACUUGUCUUCUUCUUCUUCUUCAGCUGCUACUUCCUCGGCGACGGGGUAGUGGAGAUCGGAUUGUUCUCAUCUCAUGUGAGUUUUCUCGACUUCGAUUGCUGAUUUCCUUUCCUUUUCCUGCUUGAUUUUCCUUCUCGAGCUCGUUGGUGUUGUUGCCGGUGCUGACUACGGCGGCUUUGUUUUUUUGUUUACAGAGAUUUGUGAAUCUGAGGCUUGAAAUCGGAAAGAUAAGAUUAGGUCCAGCUCUCUAAUGGCUGCUUCUCAGGAUCAAGUUCAGGAAGGUCCUAAUGAUAUGUCGGCUUCGGGAGGUGAAUGCUAUGAUGACAAUGGUGGAGAUCAGUUGAUAGAAUUGAAUUCGUUUGGGAGUCAUCAGCAGACUCCCAAAUUGAGGAAGCCUUACACCAUCACCAAACAGAGGGAGAAGUGGACGGAGGAGGAACACCAGAAGUUCCUGGAUGCUCUGAAGUUGUAUGGCCGUGGCUGGCGUAAGAUUCAAGAACAUGUAGGCACCAAAACUGCUGUUCAAAUCCGAAGCCAUGCUCAAAAGUUUUUCUCCAAGGUGGUGCGUGAGACAACUGGGGUUUCAGAGAGUUCCCUGAAACCAAUUGAGAUCCCCCCUCCUCGUCCAAAGAGGAAACCCUCGCAUCCUUACCCUCGUAAAUGCAUUGAUGCUCCUGAGAGAUCCGAGUCUCCAAAUUUGUUGGGUAUGGAGAAGGGGAACAAUUCCCCGACCUCUGUGUUGUCCGUGGUUGGCUCGGAGGCAUUGGGCUCUCCAGCUUCGGAGAUGUUGAAUCGCUGCUCUUCGCUGACCUCAUGUACCAGCGAUGUUCAGUCCUUCAUGUUAUUGCCUCAUGAGAAAGAGAGUGAACCCUUAGUAUCAGAUGUCUCUCCGCUCCAAGAAAACGCAAAUUCUUCACCUGAGGGAGCAUCUUCUGAUCCAAUGAUGGAGAAGUUUCUCACGAAUCCGGAGGAUGGCUCCAACAAUGCAACUCUCCCUGAAGCAGAGGGAGCAGUCCCAAUGGCUCGUUCCAAGAGCUUCAAGUUGUUUGGGAGAACAGUGUUGGUUAUGGAUUCCGAGAAGCAUGUGGUAGGGGGCAGCCAAGCAAAUGUUGACAUGGACCAUGGCAUUGCCAAACAGAAGUCCUCGGGCAUCAAAUUGUCACUGGGUUUAGCUAACCAUGAUUUGAAUGGGUUGCCUUUGUCUAGUUUCCACACUGAAGUUAAGAGAGAGAGCGCUGGUAUCUCUGAAACGGAUUGUUCGUUACCACCAUGGAGUUUAUUUGACGGACUGUCUAAGAGUUCUCGGCAAUCAUUUACGGGAGACAAUUCAAAGGAGAAGGAUACUGUGGAUGAAAGAUCUUGUUCCGGCUCCGAUGCAGGAUCAACAAAUGAAGUAGAGAAACGAGAGAGAUCCAUGGAUGUAGGGGAGUCCCAACGCCAAAUGUUUACCAGUAAUGCGAGGAGCAAUUCGAUGAGGGGGUUUGUGCCAUACAAAAGGUGCUUAGCUGAGAGAGACAUGAAAUCAUCAUUGGUUGCGUCAGAAGAGCGAGAUCAGCAAAGGGCUAGAGUUUGCUCUUAGCCCGUAAAAAUUCCAUCUCUCCCCAUUGGCCUCUCAUUGUGUAGAUAGGUUGGAGAAGAAGAGGAGCUAAUUUUGCUGGCGGUGAAGCCCCGUAGUGAACGUUAAAGAAACCUGUAGACGAACCUAAUUUUUGGUCUUUACAGUCUCUUCAACUGAAGAAGCGGCCUGCAAAAGUUGGGUGGCUUUUUAGCAUGGAAGAGGAGACGGGCAAAGAUUUGUGAGGGAUGAGAAUGUGGGUACAGGGAAGCUCCCUACUAAUUGUAAAUUAUUCAUCGCCACGGCCACAGCCACAGCACUAGGUUCUGUUUGCCGCAGAAGCUGGAUGAUCGGAUCGUCAGACCCUUAGUCCUGCACCUGCGGUUGCUGCUACGAGUUUCGUUUCGGCCGUGGAAGAACUGCGAUUUAACUUGAAUAUAUGUUGUGGCUCAAA
Messenger RNA from Linum trigynum, 2192 nucleotides. The record is from the annotation of a GenBank genome assembly. NCBI's taxonomy places the organism in Eukaryota, Viridiplantae, Streptophyta, Magnoliopsida, Malpighiales, Linaceae.